UCAUACCAUUACAAAGGACGGCAGAUCGAACCGCCCGCCCUUAUAACUACCUUUGCCGCGACUGCAUUACCUACAAUGCUUGUCCGUUUUAUAACCGAUAGUUUACUCACCAUGGACGAGAAAUAGGUAUUUUAGUGAACGAUUCAUUUUUUUUUUAGCAUAAUGCAAGCUAGAAACAGUAGUCAGGUGCACAAAAUCUGUUUGUCUCUGCAGCAAUGGGCAUUUUUGUUUUCUGUCAUUGUGUUUGUGGUAACGGCGGUUUUGACAACAUGUGCCGCCUUGGGAAAGAUGCACACGCAAGAUGUGUGGGAACUGAUUAAGGCGGAUUUGGAAGAAGAACGGGAGAAAGAAUAUUAUGAGUAUGAUAAAGGUGCAGGACACACAAAUACAAACGAGGCGAAGCUGCAACUAUCACAACAUUUUGUGUUGAUGAUCAUAUGGAUUUUGUACAUCUGCACCUGGAUAGGCUGCCUAAAUUUAUCGGCCUCAAUUCUAAUGGUUUACGGCAUCGCGACAAAGAAUGCAAUGUACAUCAUUCCAUGGAUUCUUAUCAGCGGCACGACCUACAUGCUAUCAAUUUCCACAAUUCUCGUAGCCUAUUUAGAAAUACUGCCAGGAAUUUACAUAAGCUUUAACACGCUAGUGAUUUCGUUGACGUCCUCCACGAUCUUUAUUGCGAUUUGGUAUACGAUACUGUCGUACUACACGACCCUAACUACGCACACGUGCAGGUCACGAUAUCCCGUAUACUCCUCGACGAUCAUCCAGGCUUACGGAGGUUACAUGCACACGGUCGCGCCGUCUUCAAAUAGUGAGAAAAAGGAGAUAGUGUAAAAGCUUUGAGAUUGUAAAGAAAUUCUAUUUUGGAAAUGCUUUAAUUCUUCACAGACACACACUUAUUAUAAAAUACACGUUUAGAGAUUGAGGCUUGAUCACAAAGGUUUGUUUUUGUACAAUCUAUCUGUUGGGUGGUUUCAAAUUAUAGAUGUAAAAAAUAACUCUAUGCAAUAAAAUGCCUUAAAAUCUA
Messenger RNA from Photinus pyralis (common eastern firefly), 1027 nucleotides. RefSeq lists its product as uncharacterized. NCBI's taxonomy places the organism in Eukaryota, Metazoa, Arthropoda, Insecta, Coleoptera, Lampyridae. The record is from RefSeq and is a predicted model, not a curated record. The transcript has 4 exons. Bases 163 to 834 code for a protein of 223 amino acids.